Messenger RNA from Photinus pyralis (common eastern firefly), 1669 nucleotides. RefSeq lists its product as uncharacterized. Lineage: Eukaryota; Metazoa; Arthropoda; Insecta; Coleoptera; Lampyridae. The transcript is spliced from 3 exons. The record is from RefSeq and is a predicted model, not a curated record. Bases 634 to 1449 code for a protein of 271 amino acids.
GAAAGUGAUUCUAGCUCGGAUGAUGAGUGGGCUGCAGUUUUAAACGAGAGAGGGGCACGUCAACUGCGUCCACGUAUACUGGAUUACUCCAAUCUUGUUGACCGGUACCUAGACCAUGAAUUCAAGAGCAAUGUUAGAAUGUCAAGAGUUACUUUUGAAUUUAUUCUUGAAACUAUAGGCCAAGAUUUAUCGCGGCAGACAUUGAAAGGUAAUCCGGCCAUUCCAUCACAGCAGCAAUUAAUGAUAGCUCUGUGGAAAAUUGCAACUGUGGACUCAUACAGGUCUGUAUGCGACCGAUUUAAUGUGGGCAAAGCCACUGCUCUGAGAGCUGUGCGUAGAGUCACUAAAGCUUUGUAUACAAAAUCGAAUUUAUUUAUUCAAUGGCCCAGUCGUGAACGAGCAAUCACAAUAAUGUGUGGAUUUGAGGAAUGUAGUGGAUUUCCGAAAACCAUAGGUGCUAUUGAACGAUAUUGAAGAAAGGCUAAAUGCGCAUUGUAAUACACGCAACGCCCACGUUUUCCUAACUACUGAUAUAGUUUAAAAGUACGAAACUCUCAAGGAAAAUAUAUUCCACUAAGGGCUUUGCUUGAUUCGGGGUCAGAUAGUAACUUCAUUGGUAAGGGUGUUUACCGAAUGUUAGGAUUAAAGCAACAAAGAACAAACGUGUCGGUGUCUGGAAUAGGUCAUACGGUCAGUAAUAUUCACAACCAAGCCCAAGUAACGAUUGGUUCUAUGUACAAUGACUUUAGUAGAACAUUAAAAUUUUUGAUUAUUAAUGAAAUUACAGCCACCAUACCAUCUGUACGAUUUGACAAAAUUAAUUUCCAAAUUCCGGCCGAUAUUAACUUGGCAGAUGUGGAUUUUAAUGUGCCGGGAAGGGUGGACAUAUUAAUCGGAGCGGAAGUAUUUUAUGACAUAUUAUUAUCGCGUAAACUCGAGUUGGGGAAAAAUAAACCUAUCUUAAGAGAAUCUCAAUUGGGUUGGCUCGUUACGGGAAAAAUUACGCACGAGGAUUUCGUUCAAAAGCGUAAUUGCAAUACUUGUGUUCGAGACGUGAAGCUACUAGGUCAGUUGCAAAAAUUCUGGGAGGUUGAGAAUUUCGAAAUACCCCGCGAAUACGCAAGUGAGAACGAAGAAUGUGAAGUCAACUUUAUUAACACUUCGAGUAGGGACGUCGACGGUAGGUUCAUCGUGCAGCUCCCCCUUAAGGGGUGCGAGUUGGGAGAGAGUGGGGCAACAGCAUUAAAAAGGUUCUUAAGCCUAGAAUGGCGAUUGGCUACAGAUGUCGUGUUGAAAAAGAAUUAUUCGGAUUUUAUGACGGAAUAUCACAAUUUAGGCCAUAUGGAAUUGGUCAAAUCGAUUGACCACCGAAGCGAUAUUGAUGAAGGGGAAUUAAUUUAUUACAUUCCACACCACGCGAUCCUGAAAGAAGCGUUGAGUGAAAAGUAAUAAGAGACGCAACUUGAUCAAUUUAUAUGAGGCUUGUGCGGGCACCGACAAAUAGAUGCGCCAGUUGUCAAAAGGCACCGAGAUCACAGAGUACUUGACUUUUAUUCGGUGCCGAGGCCCCGAGAUGUUUCAGUGACGUAAUUGAUUGGAAAGUGUUGGUGAUGACGUCACGACAGGGCUGCCAAAUAAACAGCUGAUGGAAAUAAAACAAUUCAUUCAC